CAAGAUGGCUGCUACCAGGAUUGGGACAUCUUCGUAGGGGUGGGCUUGGUAGUCAGCCUUGCCCUGCCCUGUCAGGGUCGCUGCGAGCUCGUCAUGAGGCCCGUUAGCUGCCGCACUUUGAACUUCGUUUAUUCGGUGCUGCUGCUGGCCGUUGUUUUCCUCUCCUGGGGGUUCGUGAUCUACGCGUGCACCGUAGCGUCGCAGUGGAUGCUGGAGAAGAAAUAUCCGGGCGUAAUAUUCAGUUUCUGGGGCUGAAGGAACACAAUUGGCAUUCGACAUUAUCUUUACCGGGCACUUUGUUGGGACGUUAUUUAGUUUAAUAAAACUUAUAAUGGAA
Messenger RNA from Trichosurus vulpecula (common brushtail), 337 nucleotides. RefSeq names its product small integral membrane protein 27 (gene TZMP1). The record is from RefSeq and is a predicted model, not a curated record. Bases 94 to 255 code for a protein of 53 amino acids. Lineage: Eukaryota; Metazoa; Chordata; Mammalia; Diprotodontia; Phalangeridae. The transcript has 2 exons.